AUGGAUGCAAUCUGUGCGGAUUUCUUUCGGCAGAUCGAAAGAGUUAGGCAGAGCUACAUUGAAGAUCGACACGACUCGAAGAAGAUGUCCGGAAGCGUAUUUGUCAAAUCUUCACGUGGGUCCGGUCAUGUAGUCCAGCGUCAGAAUCUCGAGUCUCGGAUCCCAUUACGUCUUCAUGUAACUUCGACAACUGAUAGAUUUGGUUUCUAUUUUUACAGGGGUUUAAGAGCUGCCUAUACUAUCUUAACCAUUCUUUACAAGGAAGCAGAAGAUUUUUUUUCAGUCUCUGCAUGA
Necator americanus (New World hookworm) is the source of this 294-nucleotide messenger RNA. RefSeq lists its product as uncharacterized. Bases 1 to 294 code for a protein of 97 amino acids. The transcript has 4 exons. NCBI's taxonomy places the organism in Eukaryota, Metazoa, Nematoda, Chromadorea, Rhabditida, Ancylostomatidae. The record is from RefSeq and is a predicted model, not a curated record.